AUGGCGGCGGCACGGGAGCGAGUCGUCCGUCUGUUGGUGCAACUCGAGCGUGCCACGUGUAGAUGUCCCGCCCACUCCAACACUUUCCACCAAGCACCUCGUCAAAUACCUCAAACGCGCCAAACGGACUACGCCUUCGAGAUGGCCAGUUCCAACAUCCGAUACGGAGAAGGAGUCAGCAGAGAAAUCGGCAUGGACCUCCGGAACUUGGGUGCCGCCAACGUGUGCAUAAUGACAGACGGCAACCUGGCCGAUCUGCCGCCCGUCAAGGCGGUUCUGGAGUCUCUAAACACCAGUGGUGUGGCGUACCAGAUGUACGAUGGCGUCCGCGUAGAGCCCACCGACAGCAGCUUCCUAGACGCCGUCGCCUUUGCCAAAAGGGGCAACUUUGACGCCUUUGUGGCAGUGGGCGGGGGCUCCGUGAUAGACACGUGCAAGGCUGCCAACCUGUACUCGUCUCACCCCGACGCCGACUUCCUGGACUUUGUCAACGCGCCCAUUGGGAAAGGCCGAGCCGUCACAGGCGCCUUGAAGCCGCUCAUCGCGGUCCCGACGACCGCCGGCACCGGCAGCGAGACGACGGGCGUGGCCAUCUUUGACUAUGAGCCCCUGAAGGCAAAAACGGGCAUUGCAAGCCGGGCACUCCGCCCCACCCUGGGCGUGGUGGACCCCCUCCACACUCUCAGCAUGCCCAGCAGAGUUGCCGCCAACAGUGGCUUCGACGUCCUUUGCCACGCGCUGGAGUCGUACACCGCCCUGCCGUACCACCGCCGCGCCCCCUGCCCUCCCGACCCCCUCCAUAGGCCCGCCUACCAAGGCAGCAACCCUAUCAGCGACGUGUGGGCACGACAUGCCCUCCGAGUGGUCGCCAAAUAUAUGAAACGGGCGGUGAAUGACCCGGAGGACGUGGAAGCUCGUUCCAGCAUGCACCUGGCCAGCGUGUUCGCCGGCAUCGGAUUCGGGAAUGCUGGUGUCCAUCUUUGUCACGGAAUGUCCUAUCCCAUCGCAGGGAAUGUGAAGACUCAUAAAGCAGAUGGAUACAAUGUGGAGCACCCCCUUGUGCCUCACGGACUGUCGGUGGUUCUGACAGCGCCGGCUGUUUUCGGCUUCACUGCUCCCGCAUGUCCAGAGCGCCAUUUGGAGGCCGCCGAAAUCCUUGGUGCUGAUGUGGGUCGCGUGAAGAGAGCGGACGCAGGUGCUGCACUGGCUGACACCUUGCGCAACUUCCUUUCAGAGCUGAAGGUGGAGGACGGGCUUGCCGCCGUGGGCUACAACAAAGACGACAUCCCCACGUUGGUCAAAGGAACUAUUCCGCAGGAGCGCGUGACUAAACUUUCUCCUCGUGAGCACAGCGAGGACGACUUGACGUGUCUGUUCGAGGCAUCCAUGAAGCUCUACUAA
Nerophis lumbriciformis (worm pipefish) is the source of this 1401-nucleotide messenger RNA. The record is from RefSeq and is a predicted model, not a curated record. NCBI's taxonomy places the organism in Eukaryota, Metazoa, Chordata, Actinopteri, Syngnathiformes, Syngnathidae.